UGUUGCACCCAUGGCGUCUCAUACUCUCACUCAUCUCACCUGCCCCGUCAAAAUCAUGCCCAUCGUCACGGAAGCAGUCCUCGCCGUGGCCUCAUCAGACGGUUUUGACCGCCGGCGAGAGCUGCAGGAGUUCGACGACACCAAGGCCGGCGUCAAGGGCCUGGUCGACUCCGGCACCAAGUCCAUCCCGGCCAUCUUCCACCACCCCCCGUGCUCCCUGCCCCAGGGCCAGGAGCGAGUCACGUCCGCCACUGGCACUGAUGCUGCGGUCCCGGUCAUCGACCUCCUAGCCGCCCCGCGGGAGGAGGUGGUCGGCCUGGUGAGGGCCGCAGCCGAGACGGCCGGCUUCUUCCAGGUGGUCAACCACGGCGUGCCAGGCCAGGCCAUGGCCGCCGUGCUCGCGGCCGUGAGGCGGUUCAACGAGGAGCCCGCGGAGGCGAAGAGGCCAUAUUACACCAGGGACACCACCACCGGCAAGGUGCGUUUCUACUCCAACCUGGACCUCUUCCAGUCGCCGGCGGCCUGCUGGCGUGACACCAUCUUCUGCGACAUGGCGCCGGAGCCGCCGCUGCCGGAGGAGCUGCCGGAGGCCCUCAGGGGCGUGCUCAUCGAGUACGCUGAUGCUGUGCAGAAGCAUGCGCUGUGGGUGUUCGAGCUGCUCUCGGAGUCCCUCGGGCUGGCCGGCGACUACCUGGUCCGCGAGAUGGGCUGCGGGGAGAGCCUCAAGGUGGCCGGCAACUACUACCCGCCGUGCCCGGAGCCGCACCUCACGCUCGGCAACAGCAGGCACACCGACCCGACUUUCCUCACCGUCCUCCUGCAGGACGCCGUGGGCGGCCUGCAGGUGCUUCUCGACCACGGAGGCGGCCGCAGGGGCUGGGUGGACGUCCCUCCCGUGCCCGGCGCACUCAUCAUCAACGUCGGCGACCUUCUUCAGCUCGUCAGCAACGGCCGGUUCAGGAGCGUGGAGCACCGAGUUCUGGCCAACAAAAGCACGGACGCGGCAAGGGUCUCCGUGGCGGCUUUCGUCGACGUGGGGAGGUCUAUGAGGCUGUAUGGCCCCAUCCAAGAACUCACGUCGCCCCAUGGUGCCAAUCCCCCAAUCUACAGGAGCGUCACCAUCGAGGACUUCAUCGCGCACUUUUACAAGAAAGGCAGCGAGAAUCGUCCCAGGCUCGACUACUUCAAGCUGGAGUAGCAUCAUACCAUAUAUACUGCUUUUAUCAUACUCACUAUGUAAGUACAUACUAGUAUAAUGCCUGUGCGUUGUCACGGGCUUCUGAAAUAUUUUUCUGAAGUUAUGUAAAGAUAAUGCAUACUAAAUUUCAUAUAUAAAGACAAUAUAACAUGAUCACAAUU
Molecule: messenger RNA, 1359 nt
Organism: Triticum dicoccoides
Lineage: Eukaryota; Viridiplantae; Streptophyta; Magnoliopsida; Poales; Poaceae
Product: DIBOA-glucoside dioxygenase BX6-like
Exons: 3
Coding region: 11-1198 (395 amino acids)
Source: RefSeq, a predicted model, not a curated record